Molecule: messenger RNA, 1732 nt
Organism: Diuraphis noxia (Russian wheat aphid)
Lineage: Eukaryota; Metazoa; Arthropoda; Insecta; Hemiptera; Aphididae
Gene: Rab8
Product: RAS oncogene family member Rab8
Molecular function (GO): GTP binding; GTPase activity
Source: RefSeq, a predicted model, not a curated record
UCCUUAAUCGUUACAAACAUAAUAAUAGUAUCGUUUUUAUAAUAUUAAUGUUGUAUAUUAGCAAAUUUUCAAAUUAUUGUAACAACAACUUAACGUGGAAGUACAAUAACAUUAGACCGGUGGCGGAGCAGUAGACUGACUUAAUUCGUACGUGAUCGUCGUCCCUCCCAUCAACGUUGCAGUCUAGCCAUAAAAUUAUCAAUUCUGUUUUUUUGCACAAUAACAGCUGCAUCAUUAUAUCGGAGGUGAUAUCAGCGGCAGCCAAGCCUUUACGGUACGCACACCCAACACACGUCUUACGCAACCACAUCACACAUCCACACGCCAGACCGAAGUCUGCGAUAAUUGCACGCUCUCGGUGAUUAUAAUAUUAAAACAUUGAUAACGGGUGCCCUCGGUCGCCAGCCAGACCAGCCAGUUGUGAGCGGAUUGUGUUGUACCCUUGUACAGUCGACCAACGUUCCGUUGCAACGAAUGUCGCCGUUCACUGUCGUCACCGCCUCCGCCGUUUAUAGUUCGCGAUCGACACGCCGUGUGCAAUCAUCAUCUUUAUCGAUACGCAAACAAAAUUUAAGAAUUAUGUUUUUACGGUAAUGUGUAACGUAAUAUAAAUCCGUCGUCGUCACUCUCGCGACAACUACCGCCGUACUAACACAUACACACACACACAUACAAAUUCAUCAUAUUCAACAGCCGAAGCACACAUAAGUUAUACACAUACACUUACAACACGAACACAUCACAUCACACUAGUUUUGUAAUACCCAAUAUUGUCUUUGAGCUUUGGUACUUUUUUUCUGCAAAAACGUGUGUACGCACGUUUUGAACGACUAACAUUUAUUGUCCGUCCAACUGUCUGCUCGACACCCUCUGACAUCCAGACGUCUACGUGAACAGCAACCCGUUAUACACAAUAUCCUGCGAUGGCCAAGACCUACGACUAUCUGUUCAAGUUGUUACUGAUCGGUGACUCUGGCGUGGGAAAAACGUGCGUGUUGUUCCGUUUUAGUGAAGAUGCAUUUAAUACAACAUUCAUAUCUACAAUCGGCAUUGAUUUCAAAAUAAGAACCAUUGAAAUGGAUGGCAAGAAAAUUAAAUUGCAAAUUUGGGAUACUGCUGGCCAAGAACGUUUUAGGACAAUCACAACAGCAUAUUACCGCGGUGCCAUGGGCAUUAUGUUAGUGUAUGAUGUCACCAAUGAAAAAUCAUUUGACAAUAUAAAAAAUUGGAUACGUAACAUUGAGGAAAAUGCAUCAGCUGAUGUAGAAAAAAUGCUGCUAGGGAACAAAUGUGAACUUAAUUCAGGGCGUCAGGUAUCAAAAGAACGUGGUGAACAAUUAGCAGUAGAGUAUGGUAUAAAAUUCAUGGAGACAUCAGCAAAGGCUAGUGUCAAUGUUGAAGAGGCUUUUCACACUCUGGCUAGAGAUAUCAAGACAAAAACAGAAAAGAAACUGAAGGAAGCAUCCAAUCCUCCCAAAGGUGGUGUGCAAUCUAGUGGUGGCCACCAUUUAAGAGAUAAUAAUGGAACAAAGAAACUUGGUCAAGGUGGWGGGAGUGCGGCUGCACUCAAUUGGUUGUCAUCAAGAUGUACAGUGCUCUGACCACGAUUAGCAUAUUAUCAUGGUUCAAUUAAAACACAAGAAACAUACACCUUGAAUAUUAUUGUCAAUAUGACCGUUAAUUAAAAAAAUUAUUAUAUUGUCUUUCUUUAAUACUAAUAAUUGUUUUUAAU